Pseudocercospora fijiensis CIRAD86 is the source of this 1254-nucleotide messenger RNA. RefSeq lists its product as uncharacterized. NCBI's taxonomy places the organism in Eukaryota, Fungi, Ascomycota, Dothideomycetes, Mycosphaerellales, Mycosphaerellaceae. Gene Ontology annotation, molecular function: catalytic activity. The transcript has a single exon. The coding region runs from base 1 to 1254 and encodes 417 amino acids. The record is from RefSeq and is a predicted model, not a curated record.
AUGCCCGACCACGCCAAAAUCCACACCAUAACCUUCGGCACCGGCCACCAGAUCUUUGAAUCCCUCAUCCUCCCCGCCAUCGAGAAAGCCGAACACGAAGUCCUUUUUGUGACUUGUUUCCUCGUCCCUUCUCAUACUCUCGAAGCUUUCAACAACUCUUUGAGGAAACUUGGCCGUCGGAUCGUAGCAGAAAAUCGAGGAGAAACUGGAACAAAUGGGAGAAAGAAGAUCAAAAUUCGUAUCGGGUUCUCGUCUUCGGGGGGAGUUUGGGAGAAGGUGGUUGAUACUUGUAGUAUUUCUUCUUCUUCUUUGGGGGAGGAAUGGAGGAGGAAACUGGGAAUUUUGGAAGGAGGUGAGGGUGAGGGUUUGGAUGUUCGGAUUCAGAGGAAGUUUUUUUUCCCUUUUAGUGUUUGGCAUUCGAAAUUUGUGGUUGUGGAUCGGGAGCGGGUGUUCUUGCCGAGUUGUAAUGUUUCUUGGGAGGUUUGGUUGGAAGGGAUGAUUGUGGUGAGUGGGGGAGGGGUUGUGGGCAGAUUUGUGGGGUUUUGGGAGGAGAUGUGGGGAUGGGAGAGGGAACAGCAAGGGGAUAGGAGGGAGGAGGAGGAGGAGGAAGGGGAUGUUGAGUGUGAAUUUUUGCCUUCGCCACAUCACCGGAAUCCGAGAUUUGCGUUACUUCCGUGGCGGAGUUUUGAGCCGCCUCCGGAUACGCCGUUGAAUUUGAAGUUGUUGGAAUUUUUCGCGACGGCCAAGGAGAAGGUUUAUCUUCAGACUCCGAAUGUUACGUGUGCUCCGGUUUUGGAGGCUUUGCUAGGGGCUUUGAGGAGAGGUGUUGAGGUUAGGGUUGUUACGAGUGAGAGGCUUAUGAUUUUGGAGCAACUUGUCACGGCGGGGACGACGACGGAUCGUUGUAUGAGGUGGCUGGUAAGGCGGUAUAAACGGCUUGCGCAAAAAGGGCCGGAUGAAGAGGCUGGACUUAUUAAGCUUGGCAGGCUUCAUAUCGAGUACUAUGUGCCACGAGAGAAUUCGAGUGAUGGGGGCAGCGAGCCGGUGCAGUCUCAUUUGAAGCUUACGGUGGUGGAUAAUAGUGCUGUUGUGUUUGGUUCGGGUAAUAUGGAUCGUGCUUCGUGGUAUACAAGCCAGGAGCUGGGUGUGGCUUUCUACUCUGAAGCACUGGUUACGGAGACAAUGCAGAGUCUGCAGGCGGCAUUACUGGGCAGGACGAAGUUGGUCUUUGAUAGCGAGGCUGGUGAAAACUGA